ACCCAGGCCUCAGGCAUGCUAGAAAUGACAGCAGAUGUCCCUGGACCUGGAAUUCAAGGUGGAGGAGCCAUUGUACAGAGGGCUAUUAAGCGGCGACCAGGGCUGGAUUUUGAUGAUGAUGGAGAAGGGAACAGUAAAUUUUUGAGGUGUGAUGACGAGCAGAUGUGUAAUGAUAAAGAGCGGUUUGCCAGGUCGGAUGAUGAGCAGAGCUCUGCGGAUAAAGAGAGACUUGCCAGGGAAAAUCAUAGUGAAAUUGAACGACGGCGACGCAACAAGAUGACAGCUUACAUCACAGAAUUGUCAGACAUGGUACCUACUUGCAGUGCCCUGGCUCGAAAACCAGACAAGCUAACCAUCUUACGAAUGGCAGUUUCUCACAUGAAGUCCUUGAGGGGAACUGGCAACACAUCCACUGAUGGCUCCUAUAAGCCAUCUUUCCUCACUGAUCAGGAACUGAAACAUUUGAUCUUGGAGGCAGCAGAUGGUUUUCUUUUUAUUGUCUCAUGUGAGACUGGCCGGGUGGUGUAUGUCUCUGAUUCAGUGACUCCUGUUUUGAACCAACCACAGUCUGAAUGGUUUGGAAGUACGCUCUAUGAUCAAGUGCAUCCAGAUGAUGUGGAUAAACUUCGUGAGCAGCUUUCCACUUCAGAAAAUGCUCUUACAGGGCGGAUCCUGGAUCUUAAAACUGGAACAGUGAAAAAGGAAGGUCAACAGUCUUCCAUGAGGAUGUGUAUGGGCUCAAGAAGAUCAUUUAUUUGCCGAAUGAGGUGUGGCAAUAGCUCUGUGGACCCAGUUUCCAUGAAUAGACUGAGCUUUUUGAGGAAUAGAUGCAGGAAUGGACUUGGCUCUGUGAAAGAAGGAGGACCUCACUUUGUGGUAGUCCACUGCACAGGCUACAUCAAGGCCUGGCCUCCAGCAGGUGUUUCCCUCCCAGAUGAUGACCCUGAGGCUGGCCAGGGGAGCAAGUUUUGCCUAGUGGCCAUUGGCAGAUUGCAGGUAACUAGUUCUCCCAGCUGUACAGACAUGAGUAACAUUUGCCAACCAACAGAAUUCAUCUCCCGACACAACAUUGAGGGAAUAUUCACUUUCGUGGAUCAUCGUUGUGUGGCUACUGUUGGCUAUCAGCCACAGGAACUCUUAGGAAAGAAUAUUGUAGAAUUCUGUCAUCCUGAAGACCAACAGCUUCUACGAGACAGCUUCCAACAGGUGGUGAAGUUAAAGGGCCAGGUGCUGUCUGUCAUGUUCCGAUUUCGAUCUAAGAACCGAGAAUGGCUCUGGAUGAGAACAAGCUCCUUUACUUUCCAGAACCCCUAUUCAGAUGAAAUUGAGUAUAUCAUCUGUACCAACACCAAUGUGAAGAACUCUAGCCAGGAACCACGACCUACACUGUCCAACACAAUCCAGAGGUCACAGCUAGGUCCCACAACUAAUUUAUCCCUAGAGAUGGGCACAGGGCACUUGGCACCCAGACAACAGCAACAGCAAACAGAAUUGGACAUGGUACCAGGAAGAGAUGGGUUGGCCAGCUACAACCAUUCCCAGGUCUCUGUUCAGUCUGUGACAACUACAGGGCCAGAACACAGCAAACCCCUUGAGAAGCCAGAUGGUCUGUUUGCCCAGGAUAGAGAUCCAAGAUUUUCAGAAAUCUAUUCCAACAUCAAUGCAGAUCAGAGUAAAGGCAUCUCCUCCAGCACUGUCCCUGCCACCCAACAGCUAUUCUCCCAGGGAAACUCAUUCCCUCCUACCCCCCGGCCGGCAGAAAAUUUCAGGAAUAGUGGUCUGACCCCUCCUGUAACCAUUGUCCAGCUGUCAUCUUCUGCAGGGCAGAUGUUGGCCCAGAUUUCCCGCCACUCCAACUCUACCCAGGGAGCAGCUCCAACUUGGACACCUAGUACCCGCCCAAGCUUCUCUGCCCAGCCGGUGACUACCCAGGCUGCAGCCAAGACUCGUUCUUCCCAGUUUGGUGUGGGCAACUUUCAGACUUCAUCUUCCUUCAAUGCUAUGUCUCUCCCUGGUGCUCCCACUGCAUCACCUGGUGCUGCUGCCUACCCUAAUCUUGCUAAUCGUGCAUCUAACUUUGCUCCUGAGACUGGACAAACCGCAGGACAAUUCCAGACCCGGACCGCAGAGGGUGUGGGUGUCUGGCCACAGUGGCAGGGUCAGCAACCCCAUCAUCGGUCCAGUUCUAGUGAGCAACAUGUUCAGCAAACAUCAGCACAACCACCUAGUCAGCCUGAGGUCUUCCAGGAAAUGUUGUCCAUGCUGGGAGACCAGAGUAACAGCUACAACAAUGAAGAAUUUCCUGAUCUAACUAUGUUCCCCCCCUUUUCAGAAUAGAACUUUUGGGGUGAGGAUAAGGGGUGGGGGAGAAAAAUCACUGUUUGUUUCUUAAAUGCAAAUCUUUUGUAAACAGAAUAAAAGUUCCUCUCCCUUCCCUUCCCUCACCCCUGAUGUGUACCCUCUUUCCCUUCUGAACUCCCCAUUUCUCCACCCUUUGCCUCUCUGAAGUAACAUUUAUAGAAGAAAUUAAAUGGAUUUCCCCGGAUUUGGGGAUCCUCUGAAAAUUUGAGGCUAGGUGAGGUUAGAAUACCUUUCCUUAUGUCUCCUGACCAGAAGUUGUACAACAAUGGUUUAUGCUGGGGUCAAGGGGCAGGAUAGAAGAACCUAACAGCCACUAUUUGCCUUGGAUUCUAUGGCUUGUUUUGGAAAGACAUUCUGAGUAUAGUGGAGGAGAAGAGAAAUGCCCUCACACUUGAGGAUCAUGGUGGGUAUGUACGGAGCUCUAGAAAGUGGAUGUAGACUCUUCUACUUCUGAGCAGUUCCCCUGGAAAGAACCAUGAGAGUAUGAACAUUUGUGUUUAUUUGUGUGUAUAUGUGCUCUGUGUGUGUGUGUUUGUGUGUGUGCCUGUGUGCACAUAUGUGUGAGUUCCUAUAUUUUUUUUCCUUUCUCCCUAUUAAGGAGUUUAUGCAAAAUUUGUCCCAGAUUUUAACUUUUUUUGUUUUAACUUUCCUUGUCUUUUUGUUUGCUCUUCAAAGAGUCCUAAGAAGUUCAUUCUUCCAGGUAUUUCCCACCAAGUAUUGCAGCCAAAGAGUAUUUAAAUUAAGUCUUUGCUGCACUUAAAUCUAUGCCCAGCCAAAAUGCAACUCUGGGGGAAUACAUAAUUUUCUCUUGAUAGGGUUGGUCUCUUACUGAACACAUUUAGUGAUCAAGCUGGAUUACUCCUGCUUUAUUGGUGCUCUCACUUUAUCUGGAAGGUCUGCAGAUAUUACCAAAAUAGGCUGGCUAGAUGAACACUUUCAGAAAUCCCAGGCUUGGCCAUAAGGAUAAUGCUGCAUUUUUGUGAAUCACAUAUGAUAUAUGUUUUGGAGAAGUUAUUUCUGCAUGGAAACUCAAUUUCUUGGAUUAUCGGUCCCAGUGAAAGUCUCACUGAUGGAUUGAUUAUAAACCAAAUAUAAAGCCCUCUUGCAAAGUAGCCUCUUCUGUCUUUAAAAUAUCCCAUGUAGCAAAAAAUAUAUCUAGGACUUUCUAAAGUCUAUAGUUCUUCACUCCCUCUCCAAUCUUGAGAUUGAGUUUUGCUUUGGAGCACAAAUGUAGUCUGUGUUAGGUGGGGCCUGGACUCCCAUCCCAACAGGGUCACUUUGUAAUUAUAGCCAUAUAACUAUGGAUACA
This is a messenger RNA of Nannospalax galili (Upper Galilee mountains blind mole rat), 3670 nucleotides long. It is a transcript of the gene Arnt, whose product is annotated as aryl hydrocarbon receptor nuclear translocator. The transcript has 22 exons. Gene Ontology annotation, cellular component: cytoplasm; aryl hydrocarbon receptor complex; transcription regulator complex. The record is from RefSeq and is a predicted model, not a curated record. Gene Ontology annotation, biological process: regulation of transcription by RNA polymerase II. The coding region runs from base 16 to 2337 and encodes 773 amino acids. NCBI's taxonomy places the organism in Eukaryota, Metazoa, Chordata, Mammalia, Rodentia, Spalacidae. Gene Ontology annotation, molecular function: protein dimerization activity; DNA-binding transcription factor activity, RNA polymerase II-specific; RNA polymerase II cis-regulatory region sequence-specific DNA binding.